Messenger RNA from Ceraceosorus guamensis, 1973 nucleotides. RefSeq lists its product as hypothetical. Gene Ontology annotation, biological process: cellular response to starvation; regulation of autophagy; cellular response to amino acid stimulus. NCBI's taxonomy places the organism in Eukaryota, Fungi, Basidiomycota, Exobasidiomycetes, Ceraceosorales, Ceraceosoraceae. Gene Ontology annotation, cellular component: Gtr1-Gtr2 GTPase complex; nucleus; fungal-type vacuole membrane. The transcript has 6 exons. Bases 278 to 1876 code for a protein of 532 amino acids. The record is from RefSeq and is a predicted model, not a curated record. Gene Ontology annotation, molecular function: GTPase activity; GTP binding.
AUCAUCUACUCACGACUCGUGACUCAUGCCUCUCUACAAGAGGCUCUCACAUUCACGAUUCGUGAUAAUUUCGCCAUCGACAUGCGGAACUGACUUGAGCACACAUAUACCGCAUUCGCUAUCCAAGAGCUUCCCUGCCGCAUUUUCUCACCCAUCUCCCUCCACUCGCUCCGCGCGCCUCUAUCCUGCUCUUCUGUGACGCGCGCUGACACACAAACUCACACGGCACGUAGCAAUCCCAUCCGUCAGUGCCUUGCGCCUCUUCUAGGAAGCCAUCAUGCCCACCGCCCUCGCUCCGUCAGCCCAUGCCCACGCCCACGCCAAUGCCAAUGCGUCAGUCUCGGCUGCAGGUAGCAACAACGAUCGGCAAAAUAUUCUUCUGCUAGGUCUGCGCCGAUCAGGCAAAUCCUCUCUCGUCUCAUACCUCUACAAACAGCUCCCAGCAAACGACACGCUCUUCAUCGAUUCCACCGCUCGGCCCUCCUACUUGGAUCUGGACAUCUGGACAAAGGUCAAGGUUUGGGACACUCCUGGACUGGCUGUUGGGGCCGAAGGUAGCGGUAGCAGCGCACAAGUGCUUCAUGCUCAGCAACAAGGCACUUCGAAUGCCGGUGGUGAUGCUAGUAAAGGCAACGCUGGUUGGCAAGGCUUUGCUGCUGGGACUGCGGGUCAGCUCCGUUGGACUCAGACGGGAGCGGUGGUAUGGGUCAUCGAUGCUCAGGACGAUUUGAUCGACUCUGUCAGUCGCUUGCACGGAAUUCUGAUCGAAGCGUACGCCCAUAAUCCAGAGAUCCAAUUCCACAUCUUUGUUCACAAGGUGGACGGCUUGAGCGACGAUUACAGGGAUGAUACGGAACACGACGUGAAGCAGCGCGUGUACGACAAUCUGGCAGACGCUUCGGCAUCCUUCACCUUUGCGCCUAGCGGUAUCGACAUCUUGCAAUCGCCCACGGUGGAUCUGGCUGCCAUGGAAGGAUCUGCCGAGCCGGGCGAGGGCACGGAUGUGCUAAGCGCGGAAGCCACCGCGAAGAAUGUGGCUGGGGUCACUUCUAUGACCAAUUCAAUAGACGCCUUGGGAUCCGCGGGCGGAGAUGCAUCAGGCUUUGGCUCGACCAAGGAGAUGACGGGAAGCGGUUCUGGCAAGCAUGCGACCGGAACGGCCACACCUUCCGGCUUUUCGUCUCCGCAUCCGGGUCAGAGCGCCUUUAGAGCAGCGGGAGGAUCAGAGCAUGUUGCAUCGGCCAUCGAUGCACGAGGAGCAUUGGACGAGUCCAGGAAGGCUCAGGCGAUCCCUCCUGCGUUGAUGGGUGCUAUUUCUUUGGAUACGGACGUGAAACUGAGCUUCCACAUUACUUCUAUCUUCGACACGAGCGCCAACAUCGCCUUUUCGAAGGUGCAAAUGGGCCUCGUUCAACCCAGCGUGGUCGAAACGCUAGAGGAUCUCUGCGACCAUCUUUGCAGUUCUUGCAAACUCGAGAAAGCAUCCAUCUUCGAUGUUCCUAGUCGGACGUUCGUGUGCACAGACACUGGCCCUUCGGAUGGGAACACUUUUGACGUGACGAGCGACUACUUGGAUUUCCUUUUGCGCUUCACCAAACUCUACUCAAAUUUGAGGCCUGCAGAGAACGCUGAAAUGGGCUCCUCGCAGCUUCCAAGAGCGUCUGUCGGCGCGAAGCAAUCUUCGAGCUCCGUUCGGCUUUCCAACGACACGACCAUCAUCUUUUCGCAGCUUAAUGGACAUCUCGGAUUGCUUGCAGUCUUGAGAACAGAUGUGCACUCUAAGCAUGCUGGCAUGAUCGGCUUCAACAUCGAUCAUUUCCGCAAAGCCAUUGUCGAGCUCUACGAGCUCAGCCAAGGUAGAGUUCCGCCAGAAUGAGCCUGCGCCCGUUUAAGCCGCGGAUGAAGUCAUCUAUUCUCGAAAUGUCACCUUGUUGUCACGGGCUCGCUAUGCGGCCGCCCCUUCUUCACGAGAA